GAAGCUUUACAAGAAAAGGAGAAGCAUUUGGAACAGCUCAUGCGAGAAAGGGAUAUGGAACGUUCCGAUUAUGGUCAGUUGCCUGGUCAGGACUCGGAGAAGAUAGCCAAACUCGAGUCUGAAAAGAAAGCAUUGAAAACUGAGCUACUUGCGAAAGAGAAAAUGAUCGAGGAUUUGAAUUUCCGAUUGGAGGAAGAAACCAUCUCAAAAGAUUUCCAAAUAGAAGAACUGCAGAAAAAGCUCACCUCCGCACCGACGGAAUCGGCACCAUCUGCCGCCGAGUUCUCAUUAGAUGAUAGCGCACUUGAAAAACGAAUGGAAGCUGAUCAACAGCGAAGAGAUCUGGAAGCCAAAUGUGCUCAGCUCGAGGAGCAACUAAAGAAUGUAUGCGUUGUGCAUUGUGAAAUAAAUUUGCAUAUUCUCGAUUGUUUCAGGUAUCAAUGCAACAGUCUGACUCUCUCGCUGCUGAGAUAG
Molecule: messenger RNA, 474 nt
Organism: Cylicostephanus goldi
Lineage: Eukaryota; Metazoa; Nematoda; Chromadorea; Rhabditida; Strongylidae
Source: the annotation of a GenBank genome assembly